AUGACAAAUCACAGCAACAGCAACAACAGUAUGGAUCUUGGUACCGAGAAGAGGGGCGCUGAGAUUGCUAUCAACAAAGGAAAGUAUAAGGGGAAAUUCGGCUGGGUGGACCUAUCCCGCGGAGAGAAUGGCUUUUCUUCUACACGCAAAAGUGUCUACGUCAUUUAUUGCGAGGACGGCACCACAGUUGCAGCACCCAACCAAAUUCGCGCCAAGAGUAUCGAUUACCAGAACUGGCAUUCCAAGGCAACAGUGGGCUCCAAUUUCUUAGUUCGUAACCCAAAAGUUGGCCAGAAAGUCUCUGAGCUCUGCGACUUGAUGCGAGCAGUCAACUAUGCCAGUAACGAGGACAAGGCAGAGAUGAUGGGAUAUGUCCUCCAAGUCAUCGAUGCAAAGAUGCGAGCUCCAAAAUCAGCGUAG
Molecule: messenger RNA, 420 nt
Organism: Cylindrotheca closterium
Lineage: Eukaryota; Bacillariophyta; Bacillariophyceae; Bacillariales; Bacillariaceae
Source: the annotation of a GenBank genome assembly